CGGAGGAAGAGAUUAGCAGGGAGGGAGAGAUUAUGCAAUUUUCUCAUCGUGUCAUCGAAGUCCAAUUGAAUACAUUGUUCGAUACGUUAUCGAUUUAACCUUAACGUAAUCAUUAUCAGUCGUUAACCUACUCUCUUUCGCACAUGGUGCUCAUUAACAUGAACUCAGUUGUCGCAGAUUUUGUUGUGAAACUUUGUAUUUUUUUCGCGGACUGACGGAUAUGGCAGACUUAAAACCAGAUGAUGAAUUGGACUGGGUGAAAAUACAUGAAGAUCUGGAUAGCACUUAUACUACCGAGAGUACCGAGACGUUUUUGCAGAAGGCGAAACGUAAAACGCUAGAGAAUCCUCUGGUACCGAUAGGAGCAUUCGCGACUAUUACAGCCCUAAGUAUUGGAAUCUUCAACUUUUAUAAGGGAAAUGCAGAAAUGCAACAGUACAUGAUGCGUGCUCGUGUUGGUGCUCAAGCAUUUACUAUCGUUUGCAUGGUCGCAGGAUUUAUCCUGCUUCCCAAGUCAAAAUAAAAUUGAUGUUGAUUUAUGAAUCAACAUCAAGUUUCUACUGUAAUAUUAGGCUUGUUCUUGUCAUAUUGGGUAUGAUAUACCUAAUAUGAAUAUCCCUUAUGUAAUUUAGGA
Molecule: messenger RNA, 634 nt
Organism: Trachymyrmex cornetzi
Lineage: Eukaryota; Metazoa; Arthropoda; Insecta; Hymenoptera; Formicidae
Product: HIG1 domain family member 2A, mitochondrial
Exons: 2
Coding region: 221-523 (100 amino acids)
Biological process (GO): mitochondrial respirasome assembly
Cellular component (GO): mitochondrion
Source: RefSeq, a predicted model, not a curated record